This is a messenger RNA of Kalmanozyma brasiliensis GHG001, 606 nucleotides long. RefSeq names its product Ricin B lectin domain protein. The record is from RefSeq and is a predicted model, not a curated record. Lineage: Eukaryota; Fungi; Basidiomycota; Ustilaginomycetes; Ustilaginales. Bases 1 to 606 code for a protein of 201 amino acids. The transcript has a single exon.
AUGACCUUCGCUCGAUCUCUCCUUCUCUCGGCUGUGUUCGGCUCGCUUGCCCUCGUUCAGGCGCAAAUCUUCCCCUCGUCGUGCUACGUGGACACGAAGCUGUCGACCGCUAUCACGUUCAAGCAGCACCCUCUUGCGCUUGGCCCCGACGGCGACGUCGUGAUUGGUGGUCGCGCUCUCGUCUUUCACCUUGCUUUCUGCGACCGACACACGUACGGCAAGGACAACGCCUACGAGGAGGUCAAGGGCUACCUCGUCACGGCCGACGACACCAACAUGUGUCUUUCCGUCAGCAACCUUGACCAGGAAAACGCCACGUUUUCGCUUCAGGACUGCCGCUUCAAUGGUGAAGGCGACGUGUGGGCCUCCGAAGCCUUCGCUUGGUACUACAACACCAAAGACGGCAUGCCCGCCAAAGGUGUCUUCAACGGCGAGAACUGGAACUACGUCAACCAGACGGGUCACGGCAUCUACAGGCUGCACGCCGAGAAGAGCAAGCCGGACAAGCAGGGCUGGGGCAAGCUGUUGGUCGACUUCACGCCCCAGAUGUCGGGUCCCUCGCCCUAUCUGUCCAUCCCGGUGGUCGGGUCGCACAUCUACAAGUAG